AUCCGCAUCGACAAGCUGGUGGACAAGUGGUCGGGCUCCAUCUAGAUCGGGGUCACCACCCACAACCGCAACAACCUGGAGUAUCCGGCCACUAUGACGAACCUGUGCUCAGGAACCAUUAUGAUGAGCGGCUGCGGGAUUCUCACCAACGGGAAAGGUACCCGGCGGGAAUACUAUGAAUUCAGCUUGGAUGAGUUGCAGGAAGGCGACCACAUCGGUUUGACCCAGAAAUCCAACAACGCCGUUCACUUCUACAUCAACGGCAUCGACCAAGGUGUCACCACCACCCUCACCCCCUUGGUGGUCUAUGGUGUGGACCUCUACAGCAUGGCCGUGAAGGUCACCAUCGUGCACAAUCACAACCACAUCGACCGGCUUCAGCGCAACAAUGCCAUCAUAAGGGCCCUCUCGCCAGACGUGGGGCGGAGGGCCAUUGACGCCGGGCAGCCGGAACCCGAACGCCUCUUCUUCCACCCAAACUGUGGUGAGAAAGCUGCUAUUAUCAACAAAGGACGGACGGCACUGUGGCCUCAUGCCACCAACGACUUCAACCACGGCGUGGUCCUCAGCAACCGGCCGCUGUGGAACGGCGAGGUCUUCCAGGUGUGGAUUGACAAGAUGGUGGACAAAUGGGCCGGCUCCAACGAGAUUGGCGUCACCACACACAACCCCACCUAUCUGCAGCUGCCAUCCACGAUGACCAACUUGCAGUCAGCUGAGAACUGCGACCACACAUGGAUGAUGACUGGGAACGGAGUUACGCACAACGGUACCACUAUCCUGGAUGAAUACGGCCACAACCUGGAUCGCUUGAAGGCAAAUCUCCUCCCUCUUCCCGACGAUCUUUCAAAGGGGAACAACCAGCUCUUCCCCAGCAGCCCCUCCUCCGUGGCUUCAGGGAGCGACCUGCGGUUCCAUCACCUCCAUGGGAACGCCAUCAUCAACGGUGGGUGCACCGCCCUGCGCCAGAACUGCCGCAGCGAAUUCAACGACGCCAUCGUCAUCUCCAACUGGCCCCUUCAGGAUGGCGAACUGUUCAAAAUCGUUAUCCAGAAGAUGGUGGAUCUUUGGUCAGGCUCCAUUGAAGCAGGAGUCACCGCCAUCCGUCCGGAAGACCUGGAAUUCCCCAAUACAAUGACGGACAUUGACUACGAUACCUGGAUGCUCAGCGACACCGCCAUUAUGCAGGAUGGAAACACCCUGCGCAACAACUACGGCUGCGACUUGGACUUGCUGACCACCGGCUCGCGCAUCAGCAUGAUGCGGACGGUGAAGGGGGACCUGCACUACUUCAUCAACAGCGUGGACCAGGGGGUGGCAUGCUCCGGGCUGCCCCCAGGGAAGGAGCUCUAUGCCAUGGUGGACCUCUACGGCCAGUGCGUCCAGGUGUCCAUCACCAGCUCCACAGGGCCCCUGGACAACAGCCUCUCCACCAGCAACACCACAGAGAAAUCCUUCCCCAUCCACUCCCCAGUUCCAGGCGUGGCCCACCGUUUCCACAGCUCCUGCAGCAAGAACGUGGCCUUUCAAGACGACGGGUGCCGAGCCAUGCAGGUGUCCAGUUUCUGCCACGGCAUCAUUUUCAGCAUGAAGGAACUGAAGACGGACGAAAUCUUUGAGGUGAGGCUGUCCACACCCAUCCUGAGGUGGGGUGUCAACUCAUCAAAUAUUUCUAUGGUCUUUUUAGAGUUGCCAACAGAAAGGGAGAGGGGGAGCAGUGCGGCAGCUUGGAAAUCAAAA
Molecule: messenger RNA, 1740 nt
Organism: Notechis scutatus (mainland tiger snake)
Lineage: Eukaryota; Metazoa; Chordata; Lepidosauria; Squamata; Elapidae
Source: RefSeq, a predicted model, not a curated record